This is a messenger RNA of Arabidopsis thaliana (thale cress), 2234 nucleotides long. It is a transcript of the gene CPK15, whose product is annotated as calcium-dependent protein kinase 15. Gene Ontology annotation, molecular function: protein serine kinase activity; ATP binding; protein serine/threonine kinase activity. Lineage: Eukaryota; Viridiplantae; Streptophyta; Magnoliopsida; Brassicales; Brassicaceae. The coding region runs from base 113 to 1591 and encodes 492 amino acids. Gene Ontology annotation, cellular component: membrane. The transcript has 7 exons. The record is from RefSeq and is marked reviewed.
CGGGACAUAAAUGGUAAUAAAAAAAAACUCGUGAGAAAACAUAAAUUUCCCAAUCGGACUUACUUCUCCUCUAACCGAGAACACAAGAAAUUCUAUUAAAAAAAACCUAAAAAUGGGUUGCUUUAGCAGCAAACACCGAAACACAGAGAGUGAUAUCAUCAAUGGCAGCGUACAGAGCUCAAUUCCGACAAAUCAACCUGAAAACCAUGUCUCUCGUGAUGUUCUCAAGCCUCAGAAACCUCCUUCUCCUCAAAUUCCGACAACAACCCAAUCAAAUCAUCAUCACCAACAAGAAUCCAAACCCGUUAAUCAGCAAAUCGAAAAGAAGCACGUUCUAACACAACCAUUGAAACCAAUCGUUUUUAGAGAAACAGAGACAAUUCUAGGCAAACCCUUUGAAGAAAUAAGGAAACUUUACACGUUAGGUAAAGAAUUAGGUCGAGGCCAAUUUGGUAUAACCUACACUUGCAAAGAGAAUUCAACAGGCAACACAUACGCUUGCAAAUCAAUACUCAAGAGGAAACUAACGAGAAAGCAAGACAUAGAUGAUGUGAAGAGAGAGAUUCAGAUAAUGCAGUAUUUGUCUGGACAAGAGAACAUUGUUGAGAUCAAAGGUGCUUAUGAAGAUAGACAAUCGAUACAUUUGGUGAUGGAGUUGUGUGGUGGUAGUGAAUUGUUCGAUAGGAUUAUAGCUCAAGGACAUUACUCUGAGAAAGCAGCUGCUGGUGUUAUUAGAUCGGUUUUGAAUGUUGUUCAGAUUUGUCAUUUCAUGGGAGUGAUUCAUCGUGAUCUCAAGCCUGAGAAUUUUCUGCUCGCUAGUACUGAUGAGAAUGCUAUGCUUAAAGCUACUGAUUUUGGAUUGUCUGUGUUCAUUGAAGAAGGGAAAGUUUAUAGGGAUAUAGUAGGAAGUGCUUACUAUGUUGCUCCUGAAGUAUUAAGAAGAAGUUAUGGAAAAGAAAUCGAUAUUUGGAGUGCAGGGAUUAUUCUAUACAUCUUGCUUUGUGGUGUGCCUCCUUUUUGGUCUGAAACUGAGAAGGGGAUAUUUAAUGAGAUUAUAAAGGGAGAAAUUGAUUUUGAUAGCCAACCAUGGCCUUCUAUAUCUGAGAGUGCUAAAGAUCUUGUGAGGAAGUUGCUUACUAAGGACCCUAAGCAACGAAUCUCAGCGGCACAAGCUCUUGAACAUCCUUGGAUCAGAGGAGGAGAAGCACCGGACAAGCCUAUUGAUAGUGCUGUUUUAUCUCGGAUGAAGCAAUUCCGAGCAAUGAAUAAGCUUAAAAAGCUAGCUCUAAAGGUUAUUGCAGAGAGUCUCUCGGAAGAGGAAAUUAAAGGUCUUAAAACCAUGUUUGCGAAUAUGGAUACUGACAAAAGCGGCACAAUCACUUAUGAAGAACUGAAAAACGGGCUAGCUAAACUUGGCUCUAAACUCACUGAAGCUGAAGUGAAGCAACUCAUGGAAGCCGCUGAUGUAGAUGGUAAUGGAACAAUUGACUACAUCGAAUUUAUCUCAGCAACGAUGCAUAGAUACAGAUUUGAUCGAGAUGAACACGUAUUCAAAGCCUUCCAAUACUUCGACAAAGACAACAGCGGGUAAGUUUAGUCCCUUGAGGAACAAGGUAAAUAUAGACUUGACGCUACUUUAAGAAACAAAUUUGGAUUUUUCUUAACACAGGUUUAUCACAAUGGAUGAGUUGGAGUCAGCCAUGAAAGAGUAUGGUAUGGGAGAUGAAGCUAGCAUCAAAGAAGUCAUAGCGGAAGUCGAUACAGAUAACGAUGGAAGAAUAAACUAUGAAGAAUUUUGUGCGAUGAUGAGAAGUGGUAUCACACUGCCACAACAAGGGAAAAUUCUUCCAGUCCAAUGACUGAUAGAUAAAUCGAGAAGCCUUGAUAGAGGAACUUAAAAAUUAAUUAGAUAUCCAACAUUUUUUACAGCCGUGCAAAAGAGUUGCUGACUUAAACUAGAUACUAGUUGUGUUGUCCAAUAAAAACAAGUGGCCUUUAAUUUCUUUCUCUUAUCUGAUAUGUCUUGUCCAAAGUUUUGGUUACUUUAGAGUACCAGCAAAUUACUUUCGGAGUUAUACAUGUGUGCCCAAUAAAGAAGUUGUAGUAUAGUAGUAACAUCAUGUUAUAUCUCAUACUUUCAUCACUUGGAAAAUAUUUCAGAGAUGUAGAUUAUAUACAUAUAUAAAUGUAUGUAUAAAGAGAAAAGUGGGUUUUAAGAAAAAGAAUUCACCUUC